Molecule: messenger RNA, 1081 nt
Organism: Aedes albopictus (Asian tiger mosquito)
Lineage: Eukaryota; Metazoa; Arthropoda; Insecta; Diptera; Culicidae
Product: ATP synthase mitochondrial F1 complex assembly factor 1
Exons: 2
Coding region: 118-990 (290 amino acids)
Biological process (GO): mitochondrial proton-transporting ATP synthase complex assembly
Cellular component (GO): mitochondrion
Source: RefSeq, a predicted model, not a curated record
AAAAAUCUUAUUCGAUUCCGUAAUCGCACUUGGCACGUUCUGCGCUUCCGCGGGUGUUCGGUGAAAAUAUUUCUUAAAAAUAGUUGAAAUUCCAGCCAACUUUUCGUGCACCAUUCAAUGGCCCUGCUCUGGAUCCGGCCGGGAAAACAGUGCCUACGUGUGAUUGCCCUUAAUCAGCUUCCCGCGGUUGCCAACUUCCGCUCGUUCAGAAUGACGGCACGCCAGCGUUCCGAAAAGGUUCUGGAGCAUAUGAAGGAAUCGAAUCCCUACUUCGGGAAGUACGCUCGGAAGAUCGCAGCCGUGCAGCAAAGCUCACCGGAAGAGUUUUUGGCCAAGCUGGAAAAGGUGGAGAAGGAAAGCAGUAAACCUAAAUUUGGCCCUUCCGAACCGUCCCGCGAUUAUUCCGGUCUUUUGAAUCCCAAAGCUCCGUUGGCAAAGAAACCCCAGGAGGAUGCGGCUCACAAACAGCUAGGCGACAUAAUGAAGCUGGAUUUGGUCGAGCAGCGUAGUGCAGAGGAGAUUAAGCAAAUUUGGCUGCAGUACCACCAAGGAAAGGAAGUCAUCUGUGCGACCAUCCCGCUUGAGCAGUACGAUCUCAUGAUGGAGCGGGCGAAGAAAUAUCCGUUGUUCAUACUUCCAAUCCCAAGAAGUCAAGGAUACGAGUUCAUAAUGCUGCAGUUCUUUGCAAAUACCAUCCAUUUCACUCCGUUGAUAAACUAUCAGGUCCACAAGGAGAACGCUCCCGAAUGUUUGAACAUUGCCCUGUACACGGAGUUGCGCGGCAAGGGUCUGGUCCUGAUGCGAGGCGAAUACGACACCAAAGUGAUCAACGGCCAGGAAGCGCAAUGUUUGGCCAACCAGCUGCAGAUGUAUUACAGCCAGCAAAGCGAGUCCAAGCUGGCGCUGCUGGAAAGCUUCACCAACAAACCGGAACAAUUCAAACACAUGGACGUGAUCGAAGAGCUGAAUAAUUUGAAGAUCGGUGGUUGAAAAUUGCACACAGCUAUGCGCUAGUAAAGCUUUAUUGAAUUCAAAAACGAUUAGACUUGAGAUGAAAUACAGUUGUUCUGUUUAACAGUUA